AGUGAAACCGGUUAAACCGGUGAGGCUUGACCGUUCCUUCUCGUAUAAAUACUCCCUCUCGCUCUUAUCCUCUCAACCGUCCCUCCAUCAAAAAACUCGAAUAACGAAAAAAAAAGGGGGGAGGAAGAAGAAAAGACCGAACAUCGAUCUCUGAUAAAGUUAUCAGCGAUGUCUGGUCCGAGCAGGAGAGAAAUGGAGAGGAUAAAGGGACCAUGGAGCCCCGAAGAAGACGACCUUUUGCAGAAGCUGGUUCACAAGCACGGACCCAGGAACUGGUCCCUCAUAAGCAAGUCGAUCCCUGGUCGGUCAGGCAAGUCCUGUCGGCUCCGGUGGUGCAAUCAGCUUUCGCCGGAGGUGGAGCAUCGCGCCUUCACGCCGGAGGAAGACGAGACCAUCAUACGAGCCCAUGCCCGGUUCGGUAACAAGUGGGCGACCAUCGCUCGGCUCCUCAACGGUCGUACCGACAACGCCAUCAAGAACCAUUGGAACUCCACGCUAAAGCGCAAGUGCGUCACCAUGGUUUCCGGCGGAGAAGGGCAGAGCUACGAUUUCGUCAGCAACGGAGGGUAUGACGGUAAUCUGACAGCGGAGCAUCCGCUGAAGCGAACGGCUAGCGGCGGCGGAGUGGUUUCCACUGGGUUAUACAUGAAUCCGGGAAGUCCGUCGGGAUCUGAUGUCAGCGAUCAAUCUAAUGGGCCAUUUCCUCCGGCGUCGCUCGUUUAUAAGCCGACGGCUAGAGCCGGGGCGGUGGAGGUGACGUCAUCAUCUUCAGCCGGAGACCCGCCGACAUACCUGAGCUUGUCUCUCCCGUGGGCCGAGAACGGGGAGAAGUCGGCGGCGGCCGGAGUUACAGAGUCGAUGAUUCAGAAGACGAGAACGAGAGGCGGUUACACGGCGGAGUUGUUCCCGGCGAGAAGGGAAGAGGAAAGGGCGAGUGGACUGAUGACGGGGUUCAAUGGGGAGUUCAUGACGGUGGUGCAUGAUAUGAUUAGAGCUGAGGUCAGAAGUUACAUGACGGAUUUGCAGCUUGGGAACGGCGGCGGCGGCGGCGGAGGAAGAGGAGGAGGAGGAGGGUUGUGUAGCGUCGGUGGUGUUGGGUUUAGGGAGUUGAUUCCGGUGAACCAGAUUGGGGUCGGGAGGAUGGAGUAGUGGGAAUGAAGAUUAGUUUUUUAUCUUUAGUUUUCGGUCUUGAGAAUAGAAGAGAGGGGAAGAGAAAUGAUCCUCAUGGGCUUCCCACUGUUUCUCGGGAAAAUAAUAACGAUCAAGGUCGAUGUUGUACAGUGAGCGAGAAAGCUGAAACGGAACGAGGGACAAAUGUUAAAAAAAAAGGCAGCGACUUGUGUUAUGUCCUGAUCCAAUCGGUCGUACGAGAUGCCAAAGCAUCGUUCUGAUAGGAAUCCAAUGAGAGCCCAAAGGGGAAUUUGCGUAAAAGAAAUAAACUUCAUCUUGAAAAUUUCAA
Molecule: messenger RNA, 1459 nt
Organism: Tarenaya hassleriana
Lineage: Eukaryota; Viridiplantae; Streptophyta; Magnoliopsida; Brassicales; Cleomaceae
Product: transcription factor MYB44
Exons: 1
Coding region: 169-1149 (326 amino acids)
Biological process (GO): regulation of DNA-templated transcription
Cellular component (GO): nucleus
Molecular function (GO): RNA polymerase II cis-regulatory region sequence-specific DNA binding; DNA-binding transcription factor activity, RNA polymerase II-specific
Source: RefSeq, a predicted model, not a curated record